Messenger RNA from Tachysurus vachellii, 3725 nucleotides. Its product is annotated as golgin subfamily A member 6-like protein 22. The coding region runs from base 167 to 2491 and encodes 774 amino acids. The record is from RefSeq and is a predicted model, not a curated record. The transcript has 2 exons. Gene Ontology annotation, molecular function: GTP binding. NCBI's taxonomy places the organism in Eukaryota, Metazoa, Chordata, Actinopteri, Siluriformes, Bagridae.
GUCUUUUAUUGUAGAAUUAAAACAGACUCCACAUUUGAAGCUAGUGCUGCUGGGCAAGGAAAAUAUAAAGGCCCCAGGAUCUAAAGUGAAAGAAGUUUGUGGACACCUGAUCACGCUGGUGGAGUUGCCUGCUCUCUACAACACUAAACUCUCAGAACAGGAAGUGAUGCAUCAGACUCUACACUGUGUCUCUGUCUGUAAUCCUGGAGUUCAUGCUUUCUUCAUCAUUGUUCCUGAAGGUCUUCUCACUGAUGAAGUUAAAGCAGAAAUAGAGAUGUUUCAGAGGAUCUUCAGCUCCAGAGUUUAUGACCACACCAUAUUCAUCAUCACCCAGAAGUCACCAAAGAAAGACUUAGAUAAAGAGCUUCAGGCUUUGAUAAAGACAUUUGGAGGACGAUACAUUUUAUACAGCAGGAAAAUAAAUGCAGAAAAUCUGUUCCCACAUGUUAAAGACCUUCUUACAAAAAACAACAAUCGUCAGUAUACGAUGACCAUGUACGCUGAGGCCCAGGUUGAAGCACAGCUGACAUACAAACGUACAAUUCACUAUCUGGAAAAACAAAUGAUUGAACUCAAGAGAAACAGACGUCAAACACAAGAUUUGUCAAAAAGCCCUGACACACUCAGAAUUGUGCUGUUGGGGAAGACUGGAGUUGGGAAGAGCGCAUCAGGAAACACCAUCCUGGGGAAAGACGUAUUUAAAGAAAUGCCGUCAUUUCAGUCAGUUACUACUGUGUGUCAGAAAGAGACAGCAGAGGUCAAUGGGAGACAGAUUACUGUGAUCGACACUCCAGGACUGUUCGACACUAAAGUUCAAAAUGAAGAGAUCAGGAAAGAGAUUGUUAAAUGUAUCUCAAUGGCAUCACCUGGUCCUCAUGUGUUCCUGCUGACACUGAAAAUAGGACAACGCCUCACAGAGGAGGAAACAGAUACAGUGGAAAUCAUUGAGAAGACUUUUGGUAAAGCAUCCAACAUGUACACAAUCAUCCUCUUCACCAGGGGCGAUGAACUUAAAGGACUUCCAUUUGAACAGUACAUUGAAAAUGCUGGAUCAUUUUUAAACACACUUUUGUUUGCAUGUGGUAAAAGAUACCAUGUUCUCAACAACAAUGAUAAAUCCAGCAACACCCAGGUCCUGACUCUACUGGAUAAAAUCCACUUAAUGGUGAAGGUGAAUGGAGGAAGCUGCUACACUAAUGAGAUGUUCCAGAAGGUUGAAGGAGCUCUAGAAGAAGAAAAAGAGAGAAUCCUGAAAGAGAGAGAGGAGCAGAUAGAGAGGGAGAAAGAAGAACUGAAGACCAAAUAUGAAGCUAAAAUGGAGGAAAUGAGAAGAGAAAUGCAGAAACAAAAAGAAAGACAAGAGGCAGAAGAGAGACAAAAAGAGGAACAAUUUAAACAGAGAGAAGAACAAAUAAAAAGAGAAAUGACAGAAAGGGAACAAAAUCUAAGAGAAGAUUUCUGGAAGAGAAGAGAAGAAGAUGACUCGAUGAUGAAGGAAAAGAUGCGAGAAAUAAACAGAGAAAGAGAGGAGAACAGGAAACAGUGGGAACGACAGAGAGAGGAAGAUCAGAAACGGAGAGAUCAGGAGGAGAAGGAAAGAAGGAGGAGGGAAGAAGAAUGGAAGGAGCAUCAGAGAAAGGAGAAGGAGAAGUUUAAAAGAGAAAAAGAAGAGAUGAAAAAUAAUAAAGAGGAAGAAUUAAAGAAACUGCAGAAGGAGUAUGAAGAGAAGGCAGCAGAGGAAGACAGGAGAAUAAGGGAUUUAGAGGAGAAAAUAAAGAAUGCAGAGGAAAGUAAAAAGAAGGAACUCCAAGAUCUAAAGUUAUCUCAACAACGAGAGAGACAGCAGAGGAUGAGGGAGGAGGAGGAGAAGAGAAAAGACCAGCAGGAUAACUGGGAGAAAAGAAUCACUGCUAUGGAGGAAAAGUGGAGUUUAGAGCAGAUCAGGAAGGAGAAACAAUAUGAAUGGGAAAGACAGAAAGAAAAGGAGGAGAAAGAUUUAAAAGAAAAGGAAAGAAAAGAGAAAGAAGAACAAGAAAGGAGAAGAAUUGAGAAUGAGGCAAAUGAUAAGAUAAGAAUGAUGGAAGAACAGCUAAAGGUACAAAGAGAGGAAGAUGAGAGAGAAAGAAAGAAAAAAGAUGAAGAACACAGAAAGGAGAUGGAAGAAAAUCUACAGAAACAAAGGGAAGAUUUCAGAAAAGAGAAAGAAGAACAAGAGACAAAACACCAAGAGGAGAAAGAGAGAAAUCUGUCCUUCAUUCAAGAGCUGCACAAGAACCAGCUGGAGACUCUGAAGAGAGAGACUGAAGAAGCAGCAAGGAAACAGGCAGAGGAAGAAUUUUCUGCUGAACUUGAUGCUAAAGUUAAAGAGGCUAAAGAAGAAGGAUUAGAAGAAGGCCGUGCAGAGGUAGAGGCAGAAAGAACAAGACUCGGCAGAAAAGUAGAUAAAAUUAUAAAUGACUGGUCUGGGAAAAAAAGAAAAAAAGAAAAAUGAAUGAAAACUGAUUGAAAUUUAAUUCUGUAAUUAUUUGAUUUCAUUUCUGUAUAUUGGUAAACUUGCUGAGUGCAAAGUUAAAUGUAAGUAUAAUUAACACAACAUAUGAUCCAUGUACUUGGUGGUCCACUGGCUAGGAUCCCAUGUGUAUAUAUGUAGACGGAGAAUAGCUGUGGGGAGAGGAUAAGGAACACCAGUGCUGAUUGUCCAAAUGCUGGAGGUGACACCUCCCAGUCUCACCUGUUGUUUCCUGCCUGUCAGGAAGCUGGUGAUCCACUGACAGAUGGAAGGGGGUACAGUGAGCCUUAGGAGUUUGGAGUGAAGAAUUUCCGGAAUUAUUGUAUUAAAAGCCGAACUAAAGUCAACAACCAGAAUCUGGUAUGUCCCUGGGCAGUCCUGGUGUUGCAGAAUGUAGUGCAGUCCAACGUUGACUGCGUCGUCCACUGACCUGUUUGCAUGGUAGACAAACUGUAGGGGAACCAGCAUCUGUUCUGUGACAGACUUUAGGUGGGUCAAUAUCAGCUGUUCAAAGGUCUUCAUUACAACAGAUGUCAGAGUGACAGGCCUUUAGUCAUUCAGUCCAGUGAUGGAGGGUUUCUUGGGGACCGGGAUGAUUGUGGAGAGUUUAAAGCAGGAGGGGACUUCACACAGCUCCAGAGAUCUGUUGAAGUUAUUGGUGAAAAUAGGAGCCAAUUGUUCAGCACAUGCUAUGAGACAGGAGGGGGAGACCCUGUCUGGGCCAGGAGCUUUCCUUGUCUUCUGUCUCUGAAAGAGCCGAUUCACAUCCUCUUCACAAAUCGUGAGUGCAACUUGAGUGCUGGGAGGAGUUGUUAAUGGGGUUCCCAGAGGUGUGAUGUCAGUCAGUGUGCUGGGUUGGAUGGGAGGUGUGAAGAUGCUGAAGGUGCUGAUAUUUGGAUCAGACGACUCAUUUCUGAUCAUUUUCUUGCUUCAUCUACGUUGGAAUCUAUUGUUAAUCUCAUUUAAUUGUAUAUGUAAUAUAAAAUUGUAUUUUUUUUAUAUAAAUAACGUACAUUACUCGUAGAUGCCCUGAAGUCCCUGAACUCAUACUGAACUACAACAAAUUUGUCCAUAUAGUGUAGAAACAGUAGAAAUACACACUAAAGCCCUAUUCGGACGGGACUAGUUUUCCAAACGACGUUUGAGUUAGAAUUUUUUUCAGCCGACGUCUGUCAUUUCAUGUAUGGAUUUGGACAGGACUAAUCUCUGUGUUUAU